UUCGCUCGGCCUCAGCGAAGGUCUCAUCACCCCGACGUCCGGGGCUCGGUCGCCUCCCACCGCACGCCCGGCCUAGGCCGCAGUCCCGGGCCCGCGUCGCACCGCCCCCUAUGGGCCCCGACUGAGGCGCCGCCGCCGGCUGCGGAGCCCCGAUGCUGGCUCGGAGGAAGCCGGUGCUACCGGCGCUCACCAUCAAUCCUGCCAUCGCCGAGGGCCCGUCCCCCACCAGCGAGGGCGCCUCCGAGGCGAACCUGGUGGACCUGCAGAAGAAGCUAGAGGAGCUAGACCUGGAUGAGCAGCAGAGGAAGCGUCUGGAGGCCUUCCUUACCCAGAAGGCCAAGGUUGGGGAACUCAAGGAUGAUGACUUUGAGCGGAUCUCAGAGCUGGGAGCUGGCAAUGGUGGUGUGGUCACUAAGGCCCAGCACAGGCCGUCAGGCCUCAUCAUGGCCAGAAAGCUGAUCCAUCUGGAGAUCAAACCAGCCGUACGCAACCAGAUCAUCCGGGAGCUACAGGUGCUGCAUGAAUGCAACUCGCCCUACAUUGUGGGCUUCUACGGAGCCUUCUACAGUGAUGGCGAGAUCAGCAUCUGCAUGGAGCACAUGGAUGGUGGCUCACUGGACCAGGUACUGAAGGAGGCCAAGCGGAUCCCUGAGGACAUCUUGGGGAAGGUCAGCAUUGCGGUGCUCCGAGGCCUGGCAUACCUCCGUGAGAAGCACCAGAUCAUGCACAGAGAUGUGAAGCCCUCCAACAUCCUUGUGAACUCUCGUGGUGAGAUCAAGCUGUGUGACUUCGGGGUGAGCGGCCAACUGAUUGACUCCAUGGCUAAUUCGUUUGUUGGAACACGCUCCUACAUGUCUCCAGAGCGGCUACAGGGCACGCAUUACUCUGUGCAGUCAGACAUCUGGAGCAUGGGACUGUCACUGGUGGAGCUGGCCAUCGGGAGGUACCCCAUCCCCCCACCUGAUGCCAAGGAACUAGAGGCCAGCUUUGGGCGGCCUGUAGUCGAUGGCGCAGACGGAGAGCCCCAUAGUGUCUCGCCGCGGCCCAGGCCGCCUGGACGCCCCAUCAGCGGUCAUGGGAUGGACAGCCGACCUGCCAUGGCCAUCUUUGAACUGCUGGACUACAUCGUAAAUGAGCCACCUCCCAAGCUGCCCAGUGGUGUAUUCAGCUCGGACUUCCAGGAGUUUGUGAAUAAAUGCCUCAUUAAAAACCCAGCAGAGCGAGCAGAUCUGAAGAUGCUGAUGAACCACGCCUUCAUCAAGCGCUCCGAGGGGGAGGAGGUGGACUUCGCAGGCUGGCUGUGCCGAAUCCUGCGGCUGAAGCAGCCCAGCACACCCACGCGCACUGCAGUCUGACAACCUUCGCCCAAAAGCCUCUAUGUCCUUGUCCCUGCUGGCACAGUGGCCGCCUCUGGGAAUGGUGAAGCUAUGUGUUGUGGCAGGGGACCUGCUUCCAUGCGUUUGACAAACCAAACAAAAUGGAGAAAGAGAAAGCUG
Molecule: messenger RNA, 1496 nt
Organism: Phodopus roborovskii (desert hamster)
Lineage: Eukaryota; Metazoa; Chordata; Mammalia; Rodentia; Cricetidae
Gene: Map2k2
Product: mitogen-activated protein kinase kinase 2
Exons: 11
Coding region: 153-1355 (400 amino acids)
Biological process (GO): protein phosphorylation
Molecular function (GO): ATP binding; protein kinase activity
Source: RefSeq, a predicted model, not a curated record